Molecule: messenger RNA, 3187 nt
Organism: Rhopalosiphum padi (bird cherry-oat aphid)
Lineage: Eukaryota; Metazoa; Arthropoda; Insecta; Hemiptera; Aphididae
Exons: 4
Coding region: 675-1856 (393 amino acids)
Biological process (GO): positive regulation of Rho protein signal transduction
Molecular function (GO): actin binding
Source: RefSeq, a predicted model, not a curated record
CCGUUUGAAUACCCUGGCUGCAGGUCGUCGUAGUCAAAUUAUAGACUUUCGGAUAAAAUGUUCAAUAUCAGACUCGCGUCAUUAUACGCGCUAAAUGCGAGUUACAAGCAGUGCGUUGAUGAUGAGUUAUACGGUCGAAUGGUUCGAAUCGGUCCAAGGCGAUUUUAUGAAUAAAAGCCACUCGAACUUCGGAAUUCGUGUUUUGUUUUGUUUUUUUAUUUUGGCUCUGUACGAUACACCGCAAGUAUUUGGUUUACGAUCAGCGCCAGCAUCGGUUACUGCUGUACGAUGUCUGGAACGUGGAAAAUAUUAUUUUAAACAUUGUACAUUGUAUAGUUCGUGCCGAGGAGUAUAAUGUAAAAAAAAGGAAUCCGUUUCGCGAGGUCUUAUAAUCGCGCGUGUUACGUAGGCGCCGGACGCCGAGUGGAGUUUCGUAAGGUUUCGUGACGUUUGCGAAAAAAUAGAAACAUCAUAAACCACGUGGGUUCUCUUGCAUCGCCGGUGACGAUUUUGCGCGGAAUUUCUUGGCAGCCUGUUUCUAUUUAAAUACUUCAAUUCCGUCAGUUGAGCGUUCAUUAUAUUAUAGAGCUAUAGUGUUGGGAUGAUACACUAGGUGUGUGCCUACACGACUAAUUUAUUAUUGUUAAUAUUAUAUAUUAAAAUUUCACGUCGCCAUGUCUUUCCUCGACAUCGUCUCGAAAUUCAACCAACAAGCCGACAGCCAUUCGAAAUCGCAGUCUUUGAACCCGUUUUCAGAACAAUUCGAACAGUCGCGAUCGCCGUCGCCCCGAUUUUCCCGGGAGGAAUACGGAAAGCCUAUAGCGGGCUCUAAAACGGAUUUGAGGGGACGAAAAGCAAAGUCUCACAUCUGCCGAGAGAUAUUAGAACUUUGCACGGUCAUACACGACGUCGGCACGUACAAUACGAAAAAGAGAGACCCCGACGACGACGACGAACAUUGUAUCGACGACGGUACGAUUAUCGUUAGUUUUGGCGAACUUUUUCAGAUUUACACGAAAAUAUCGGACAAAGUGGUGGGUCUGUUGAUAGCGGCCAAACGCCGUGGUUUCGUGUAUUUCGAUCGGGAAAUACUUUUUCAAAGAAGAGAUGACGACGUACUGAUCGCUCUGUUAAAACCAAUUUCCGAAAUCAGCAAAAUAUUAAAAGAGGAUAUAAGUCAGGCAAACUCGUCGGCACCUGUCGAGUCGAAACCAGUCGAAAAAAAAAAAUCAUCAUCAUCCAGUAAAACGAAACGAGUUAAACCCGAGUGUAAUAAAGAACAAAAUGAAAUGUCAUCUAAUCAUGUGACGAUCAGUGACCAACCAAAUGCCAUAUCAGAAGUUACAAAUGGCGAUACACUGGUCGUAGAAGUCGGAGUCGACGACGACCAUAAAACAAAUUGCGAUGAACCAAUAAACGUUGAAAACGUCGAAAGCAACGAUGGUCAUAGUACAAAUUGUAAUGAACAAGUCGACAAUAAUUUCGACGGAGGAGAAUUAGUUAAUAAUGUUAUUGAAAUUUCAGAAAAUACGGAGAACCAAUGUAUUCAAGUAGACGAUAAUAUGUCGGAAGUAGUGAACGGUUUAGUUAUUGAUGACGAAAUUAAAACGAAAGAAAUCGAUGGUUUUGAUGUAGUUAUUGAAAAUAAGAGCGAAGUCUGUGAUUUGGCAUCGGACGACAAUAGCGGCGAAGUGCGGGCGGAAGUCGAAAAUAUUCAAAGCGAAACGUGUGUUGAGAUUAAUAAAACUCAUACGAACGACAGUCAAGGAGACGUGACAGAAGAAAGUAUUAACAACGUCGUCGUCAGCGGUAGCGAAAAUAACAUCAAUAACGAAACAGAACACAUAUGUUUGUAAACCAUCAGCAUUCGGAUCCGAAUGAGAAAUGUCUACUUAGUACGUUUCUUAAAAAAUAUUCCAUAGAUAAGUUUAAAAUGUAAGUUGAAAAAUAAAUUGGUGUAGGUGAUGUAGGUAUCGAAAACAAUACAAUUAUUACCUAUUGAAAUAUUAUAUAUAUAAAAACGCUGCCGACAAACCAAUCUUUUAGUACAUAUAGUGCAGUGUUUGAUUUUCACGAUUUAUGAUAAUAUAAUUACCUAUAAACGCUGUAGGAUAAAUUUAAUAAUCAUAAAUAGAAAUACUUACCUAAAUUUAUGAAUACGCUGCAGUAGGUUAAUAAUAUUGUACAUUAUCUUUGUAAAUAAUAUUUAUUUUGUGUACACUAUGGGUAAACGUUUUAAAAUCACCUAGAGAUGCAACUGGUAACAUUUUGAAAUAUGAUGCUUAAUUUUAUUGUAACUGCAUAAUCCUAUAUGUAAAUAUAUAUAAAAAGGAAUAGUUCGUUAUAUUUUAAAUUACAUCUGUAAUUGGGUCUUAACAGGUAAAUUGAGCUACAAGGACCGCAUAUUUGAUGUGAUAAAUUUAGAAACAUUAUUGUUAUUAUUGAAAAUUCAUUUUUCUUUCUUAAUUAACUAUAAUUUAAAUUUGAUAUGUAUUACGAUUAAUUUAUUUUAUUAUUGUUUUAUUUUUAGAUAUAAUUAUAACAGAAUAUAUUAUAGUAAAAAAAGAUUUAAAAAAAUGAGGUAAAUUUAAGAUUACUCAAGUAUAAUAAUUAUUGUAUUUCCAAUUGAGUUACCUUAAUUAAAUAUAAUUUUUAAAUAUAUAAUUAAAUAUGUACUUUUUAUAAUAAAAGUUAAAAAAAAAUUAUGUACAUUCAUAUAUAAAAUUGUUUAUGUUCAUGCCUUUGAUAUAUUAUGUAAAUUAUCUUGUAAGUGAAAAAAUGUUUAAAAUGUGUUCAAACUUCAAAAAAUAUUUGUUGUUCCCCGAUAAAAUAUGUGUUAUUUAUUAAGUACAUUUAAUUUGUUGAAAAUGUAGAAAGUCUAAAGUGCUAGUUAAGACCAAGUAAAAAGAAAAAAAAAAUAUUCAAUUUAUAAUAACAAUUAUUAUUAUUUCUUUAAAAUAUACUGUUAUAUAAAUAUAUAUAUGUAUGUAUAUAUCAUUCAUCAAAAACGAUUUAAAAUUAUAAUUUAUUUUCUCUGUAUUUAAAAUGCUCUUAAUUUAUUGCAAUUAAAACAUUAUUUAACGGUGAUUAAGAUGUAUUUUGUAAAAUUAAUUAAUUGUAAAAUGUAUAAAAAUGUUACAAGACAAUAUAAUUUAUUGCGUACGUAAAUAAAAUAUUUAUUGAGCUA